CCUGCCCCCUUGGGCUUCGAGUCUGAGCUUCCGUCUUGCGGAGUGAAAUUGACUCAGGGUCUCGCCCGAGCUGUUGGUCUUUGGCAUUUGUCGUGUGUUCUGCAUGCCCCGCCACGGAGCCGCCCACUGACCACCAUGCGAGCUUCCAUGUCUUGCUCGUGUUAUUAUUAAUGCCUCUCCGCGGUUCAUUAUAAUCUGCCUUGACAUUGUGCAUAAAUCGUCUUGGCGCCGUAUCUAACAUGGUGAAACCUUUAGCUAAAGGCAUUCUUGGAACCCAGUUCCAGGCACCGGACAUUGAAUGGAGUGGUUAUCACGGCUUCCUACUCAACGUCCUCGUAUUGGUCAGCUUCAUCCCCGAAACGAGACUAAGGUGCCAGUUUUCAAGCUAUCAUGGCUUCAAAUAAGCAUGCUCUCCGGGGUAAACUAAGAUUCGCCAAGAAGCUGUGACUAACAAUAACUCCCACGAUAAUUUCUCGUAACUUUCCAUAUAGACACCUCAGCUAAGGUGGUCAUCCGACCCGAAUCACUAGUUCAUCAGAGUGUGCUUCAGCAGAGGGGCUUACACCGAUGUAGUAUUAUACCAGUGUAAACAGGCCAUGCAAGGUCACUCUAGAUUGGUGCUGACUAUAUCGCAGUGUCACGUAGGCUACUAGUUCUCCAUAGUCCGUUGAACUAGGACGUACAACCUCAAAAUCCCUGGUUGUAUAGGGUAGCGCCAUUCACCACCAAAGUCUGGAAAUUGGGCCAUAGAAGGGGUUGAUUAAAGCGGUAGAAGAAGGAUGUAUGAGAUCUUCUGUUGGAAAUAUAGAACAGAUUCCUGGGGAGACAAAUUGGGAAUGAUUCAGGAGGAUCGUCGUUGAAUGGACAAACAGACGUGUGGUUUGUGACCCAAGCAGCCCAGGCUGAAGCCCUUUAACCAGUGUCCCGAUUGCUCAACAUUAC
Ilyonectria robusta is the source of this 942-nucleotide messenger RNA. RefSeq lists its product as uncharacterized. The transcript has a single exon. The record is from RefSeq and is a predicted model, not a curated record. NCBI's taxonomy places the organism in Eukaryota, Fungi, Ascomycota, Sordariomycetes, Hypocreales, Nectriaceae. The coding region runs from base 240 to 404 and encodes 54 amino acids.